AUGUCAUUCACUGAUAAGGAAGAUCCCAAGACUUUGGUUUUGUUCGAUGUUGACGGAACCUUGACUGCAGCUAGAUUGGAAGUUUCUGAUGAGAUGAGACAAGUUUUGAAGGACUUGAGAAAGAAAGUUGUUAUUGGUUUUGUUGGUGGCUCUGAUUUGAGUAAGCAAGUUGAACAAUUGGGACCUACCGUUUUACAAGAUUUCGACUACUGUUUCAGUGAAAACGGUUUAACCGCAUACAAGUUGGGUCAGCAAUUAGCUUCUCAAUCUUUCAUCAAUUGGAUUGGUAACGAAAAGUACAACAAGUUGGUUAAGUUCAUCUUGAAGUACUUGAGUGAGAUUGAUAUCCCAGUCAGAAGAGGUACUUUUAUUGAAUUCAGAAACGGUAUGAUCAAUGUUUCUCCAGUCGGUAGAAAUGCUUCAACCGAAGAACGUAACGAAUUUGAAAAGUUUGACUUGGAACAUAAGAUCAGAGAAACUUUGGUUAAUGCCUUGAAGGAAAACUUUAGCGAUUACGGUUUGACUUACUCUAUUGGUGGUCAAAUCUCUUUUGACGUUUUCCCAACCGGUUGGGAUAAGACCUACUGUUUGCAACAUGUUGCUGAUGAAGGCUUCGAAAACAUCCAUUUCUUUGGUGACAAGUCUUACAAGGGUGGUAACGAUUAUGAAAUCUAUACCGAUGAAAGAACUAUUGGUCAUGCCGUCAACUCUCCUGCUGACACCAUUAAGAUCUUGAAGGAAUUAUUCCACAUUUAA
Messenger RNA from Lizanozyma spartinae, 756 nucleotides. It is a transcript of the gene PMM1, whose product is annotated as phosphomannomutase. Bases 1 to 756 code for a protein of 251 amino acids. Lineage: Eukaryota; Fungi; Ascomycota; Pichiomycetes; Serinales; Debaryomycetaceae. The record is from RefSeq and is a predicted model, not a curated record. Gene Ontology annotation, molecular function: phosphomannomutase activity. The transcript has a single exon. Gene Ontology annotation, biological process: GDP-mannose biosynthetic process; protein N-linked glycosylation; mannose metabolic process. Gene Ontology annotation, cellular component: cytosol.